Messenger RNA from Closterium sp. NIES-65, 306 nucleotides. The record is from the annotation of a GenBank genome assembly. NCBI's taxonomy places the organism in Eukaryota, Viridiplantae, Streptophyta, Zygnematophyceae, Desmidiales, Closteriaceae.
AUGAUGGUGCUCGCCUUUUUCUUCCCCACACCCAGCUCUGUUCGUCUUCUUGCAUCUCGCGCCAGUAUAGCCUAUCCUGGUCAGUACACGCCUUCGGCGUGCUUUGCCGCUGGCUCCACUGAUCGGGCAUCCAUUUCUGCUCUUGUCCCGAUCAUGCCGGCGCGUCGGCUGCUGGAAAUAGAGCCUCCAGGCCCCAUCCGUUACAUCCUGGGCGCGGUGCUGAUGCUGGUGGGGGUCGUGCUGCCGCUCACCUACUUCAUGUUCCGAUCCAAGCGAACCCCGCCUCCUUCGUUCAAGCAGACGUAG